Cornus florida is the source of this 1333-nucleotide messenger RNA. Its product is annotated as protein DUF642 L-GALACTONO-1,4-LACTONE-RESPONSIVE GENE 2-like. The transcript is spliced from 3 exons. The coding region runs from base 41 to 1159 and encodes 372 amino acids. The record is from RefSeq and is a predicted model, not a curated record. NCBI's taxonomy places the organism in Eukaryota, Viridiplantae, Streptophyta, Magnoliopsida, Cornales, Cornaceae.
AACAAAUACUAGUACAUUAUAUCUCUCUCUUCCCGGCACAAUGUUGAGGUUCGCCGGACUGUUACUGCUACUUUGUGCAACCUGCCAUCUCGUCUCAUCCCUCACUGACGGAUUAUUACCCAAUGGCAACUUCGAAUUCGGCCCCAAACCAUCGCAAAUGAAUGGCACCAACGUGGUAGACCGCAAUGGCAUACCGAAUUGGGAGAUUUCAGGGUUCAUCGAAUACAUCAGAUCGGGUCACAAACAAGGAGACAUGUUGCUAGUAGUCCCCGAAGGAGCCUUUGCGGUGAGGCUUGGGAACGAGGCGUCAAUAAAGCAGAAGGUGAAGGUCAUAAAUGGAAUGUUUUAUUCCCUCACAUUCAGUGCAGCUCGGACCUGUGCACAAGAGGAGCAGCUAAACAUAUCGGUGUCACCGAAUUCAGAGCCUAAGGAUUGGGGCAUGCUACCAAUGCAGACAAUGUAUAGCAGUGAUGGUUGGGAUUCGUAUUCAUGGGGCUUCUUGGCUGAGUCCAAAGAAAUAGAGAUUAUGAUCCAUAACCCAGGUGUUGAGGAAGAUCCAGCUUGCGGCCCACUUAUUGAUUCCGUCGCAUUGAAGGCUUUGAAUCCUCCAAAACGAACCAGAGUCAACUUGUUGAAGAACGGGAAUUUUGAAGAAGGUCCAUAUUUGUUCCCCAACACAUCUUGGGGUGUCCUAAUACCCCCCAACAUCGAGGAUGACCAUUCUCCGUUACCGGGGUGGAUGAUCGAGUCUCUCAAGGCCGUGAAAUACAUUGAUUCGGAGCACUUUGCCGUGCCAAAGGACAAGCGAGCAGUGGAGCUCGUUGCAGGAAAAGAGAGUGCCAUUGCACAGGUGGUCAAGACGGUCCCCGGCAAGGUCUAUGACCUCACAUUUGCGGUGGGCGACGCUAGCAAUUCAUGUGAGGGGUCCAUGGUGGUCGAGGCAUUUGCUGGCACGGUCACACUUCAUGUCCCUUAUGAAUCAAAGGGCAAAGGUGGGUUCAAGAGUGCCAAGCUUCGGUUCAAAGCAGUGUCGAACCGGACCAGGGUCAGGUUCCUAAGCACAUUUUACACCAUGAAGAGCGACAACUCUGGCUCAUUAUGUGGUCCAGUGAUUGAUGAUGUGAAAUUGGUUAGUGUUCGUAACCUACGACAUGCAUGAUCAACAUAAUUUAUGCCACUAUAUCUAUGUGGUGUUGGAUUACUUAUGCAGAUCAAUAUCUGAUUUGAUCUAUGUAUUAAUUGGUACAAGAAGCUUAGAUUUGUGUUGAUGUUCAUUAAUGUAUCUAUAGGUUUUUAAGGAGUGGAAUGAGCAAUCCAAAUUACUUCACAAUAA